AUGAGUUGGCCGUGGCACUGGAGCCACGGCCGCUGGCCUGGGCAUGGCUGGGAGAACUCCUGGCAGGACUGGCACUGGCACCCCGAAGGCUGGGAUCACUGGCAUGACUGGCACGAUUGGGGUUGGGAGGCUUGGAAAUGGGGCAAGGGCCAUGAGGGCCACGAGGGCCAUAAGGGUCGUCAUAAAGGCCGUAAGGGUCACAAGGGCCACAAGGGCCACUGCCUCAACGGCAGCCGCGAUCUGGCGAAAUAUGCCUCGGAUGAUUUGAGCACUCUUGGCGUGCUUGGCUCGGGGGCGAGUGGACUGACCUUCCGCGGCAGCUUCCAGAACAUACCCGUGGCUGUCAAGACGUGGACCAAUCGCGUUGAGUUGGAAUGCCUACGCCGGAUCGCCUCGACAUCCAUGGAGGGCGUGGUGCCCGUGCUAGCCGUGGAUCACCAGACACCCGAGGGACCCGUCCAAAUCCUCAAACUGGCCUCGCACGGCACGCUCGCAGCCGCCCUUUCCAGAGGCUUCGGCAAGGCAACCUUCGUGGCCAUGAUCGAGAGUCUCGCCCUGGGUCUCGCAGAGUUGCACUCGGCCGGCAUCCUCCACUGCGACGUGAAGCCGGACAACGUGGUGCUGCACUCUCCGACGCCGGGCUCCGCUCACAUGUGGCUCAUUGACUUUGGGGACGCCCGGCUGGUGGAUGACCCCUCCUCUUGGAGAACGCAGCGCCCCGGAGACCCCUCGGUGACGUGCAUGCCCGAUGUUCGCUCCGGCUUUUUCUCCCCGGCGACGGAUGCCUGGUGCCUGGCCCAGGCAGCUGCCUGGAUAUGGCAAGGCUGGGAACCAUGGAAUCCAGCGCAGCUUGACGAUGCUAUGCCUCUGCAGCAGAUUCUUUACAGGUGCCUGGCCUGGGAGCCGGAGGAUCGGCCCUCGCUUCCGGAGCUGGCAAGGACUGCCACCGCAGAGCUGAAUCGCCUGGGCUGCAUGCAGAGCAGAGACACCAUCAUUGCCGAGCUGCUCCCCGCGAAGGAUCGGAUGUGCAAGACGCAGCCGGCAGCCACGCUGAACCAAGUGGCCAAGACCCUUGGAACUCCCUCGUCUCCCUGCCAAGGCAGUGCAUCGCCGUGCCUCUCCCCCACAGCCUCACCCAGCAUGCGCCUGAAGCGUACAAACUCCCUCAGCAAAAUCGCCACCUCGCAGUUGGGACUUCCAAGCCUUCGGUCGCCCUGCAGUCCGGGCGCCUCUCCGAGGGGCACUCCCAAAGGAGGAGCCCGCAGGUUAUCUUGCGAGUACGAGGACGCCUGUGCGAAGAUGGGCCUGCUGCCAAAAUACUCUCGUGCAGUGCAGGAGCGUCGCGAGAGGAAUCUCCUGGACUUAAGCGGCCUCGGCUUCGGUGACCUGCAGCUGCAGGCUUUGCUGAAAGACCGGCUGCUGAUGCCCUUGCAAAGUGUCUCCCGGUUUCGGCUGCGCGACCUGCGGCUCAGCGGUGGCGGCGUCGAGGCAUUUAUGGCGAAGCUGCCGGACCACACCGAGAUGCUGGACCUUUCGCGCAACGAGGGUGGACCACGGGGGGCCGCGGCAGUCGCAGCAAAGCUGCAGUUUGGGCUGCCACAGCUGCGCUGGCUCGACCUGUCUCUGAACAGCCUCAAGGAUGCUGCCGUGGCCGGCUUGGCCACCAGCUUGCUGAGUUGCCCCUUGCUGGUGCGACUGGAGUUGAAUCACAAUCAGAUCGCAGAAGGCCACGCCUUGGGUCAGCUGCUGGGCAAGCAUCCAAGGCUGGCCCGGCUCUCGCUGCACGGCAACUCCCUCUGUGGCCACGCUGGCGCCGCACUGUUCAAUGGUGUCAAGCAGAAUGCCAGCAAAGGUGGACAGAUCGCUGACCUGGAUGUAGCAUGGAAUCACCUCGGUGAUGCUGGCGCUGCCUCUGGUGCCGAGGCACUGGCAGAGGCGUUGCGGGUGUCUGUGACCCUCUAUCAUCUGGACCUGAGCUACAACAACCUGGGAGCUGACUGUUGCCAGGUCAUUGCGGAGGGCCUGCGAGACAAUCAUCACCUCUAUGGGCUGCACAUCGUCGGGAAUGCCGCCAUCAUCGAUGCCGAUGGUUUCGUGAGCCCCAACCUUGAGGCGGUGCCCACGCAAAAGAUGAUGCCCUCGCCACGCGGACGCGGGUCGCAGCCGCAGCUCUUCGGCGAGCUUCGACAGGGGAACGAGGAUCGACUUGGUGCCUCUGCAAGACCCAGCACGGCAGAUGCACAGGGACAGCAAGAUGUCGGGACGUGCGUUUGGUCCGACGAGGACGUGCUACGUGAGCGUGAUGUUCUGGAGCAGCAAACGACCUGCUGGGCCUGCGAAGGUUGGGAGCGACAUGAGCUUGUUUGGAUGCCGGCAGAAGGGGACCAGAUUCCAAAGGCCGUGUGGGCCUUCACGUCCAUUGACGGCUUCCGUGCCGGCUUGAGAUUGAAAGAGGAGAAGAAGAACGGAGAGCGGCAAACCGGAAACCGGUUCGUGGCCGCCCGGAUGAUUCCCAGAAGCUGCAGAGUGCUGGUCAUUUUCCAGGUGGACAGCGCUCUGCGACUUCCUGGCGGGUGUGAGAUCGAAGACCUCGCCACGCCCAUUCAGAUCGAGCUCCGCGCCUGCGAGGAGCUUCCGAUCCUGGCCCCACCUCUGGAUCAGGAGGUGGUGGUGCAAGAAAGCCGGCUCGUGGGCAAAGCCUUGGAGCAUCGGCUCGUGCUGAGGACCUCCAGAGCGGCCUUGCUGCGCUCGGCGCUGAGCGCUCUGGGGACGGGCUGCGCCCAGCGCAGUGUCCUCCUCGAUGGCCCGGAAGGAACCGGACCAGUUCAGAUGCCUCGCAUCACAGAAGCCGAGUUUCGCAUGAGAACGAAGCUCCCACGCGGCCCGGCCUUCUACGCGGCCUUCCGCCGCGAGUCAGACAAAGUCGUUCAGGAGUGCUUCCUGCUCGACUGGUCCCGGGCCAAAGUCGCCCGGUUGGUGAGUAAAGAUACGGACCGGCAAGACACGCAGCAGUUGCUUGCAUCGAACUACCGGAAGCUGGUUGCUUUGUACCGCGACCUCUCCUGCAUCGGGACAACUGGAGAGACUGGCUUUGGCGUGACGCAGCUGGAGGCCUCUGCGCUGCUUACCCAAGCCGGUCUCGUUGACGACACCACAAGGGUGUCGGACAUAGACCGGUGCUUCAUUGCAGCCAAGGUGUUGCCAGUGGACAUGCGCAAGGCAGGUGUGCGGCUUGCAAAUGACAAGGUCCUGAACCGCCAUCAAUUUCUGGAGUUGCUUCUGAGGGUGGCCGAUCAGCGCUACGUGCAGACAGGCCUAUAG
Molecule: messenger RNA, 3321 nt
Organism: Symbiodinium sp. CCMP2592
Lineage: Eukaryota; Dinophyceae; Suessiales; Symbiodiniaceae
Source: the annotation of a GenBank genome assembly